Messenger RNA from Trifolium pratense (red clover), 5131 nucleotides. RefSeq names its product ABC transporter C family member 10-like. The record is from RefSeq and is a predicted model, not a curated record. Gene Ontology annotation, cellular component: plant-type vacuole; vacuolar membrane. The transcript is spliced from 12 exons. NCBI's taxonomy places the organism in Eukaryota, Viridiplantae, Streptophyta, Magnoliopsida, Fabales, Fabaceae. Bases 536 to 4957 code for a protein of 1473 amino acids. Gene Ontology annotation, molecular function: ABC-type transporter activity; ATP binding; ATP hydrolysis activity. Gene Ontology annotation, biological process: transmembrane transport.
AAGCACUUUCAUUUUCACCACUUUCAACAAAAGUAGAAGAAAAGUACUAAUAUCCAACUUUAUAGUAUUAUUUUCUAAGAAGCUGAAAACACAAAUUUGAUUGGUAAAGCAACAGUACAAGUCCUACCUAUCAUUCUUCAUUCAUAUUCAUUUCACAUUACAUAUCCAUUCUUGUAGUUUUUUCCCUACUGUUUUGAGGUCACUACACUGAUUUUUAAGAAUAUUCUGUACUAUUAUGCAAAGUUUUCAAACUUGACUGAAAAGCUGAAAACCGAUCUUGUUGGAUAGAUUGAAAGGUUUUCUAAUAUUUAUGAUCGGACGGCUAUGAUCGAUUAUAGCAUCCUGCUGUAACUGCGUUUAAUCCUUAUCCUUACUUACAUAAGCAAAAUGCUGUUUGCAAAACUUUUUCACUGUAGUAGAUACACAUGAAACCUUCCACAAACUAAAAACUGUUCUCUUUGCAACUUUAUCAGUGUAGCAGAACAAACUGUUCACAUUCUAAGGUUUUGAAAAGCAAAGAAAAUUUAAAAAGAAGAUGAAGGAUUUUCGGAGCCUAAUUGGCGGGGACUCUAGCUGUUCUGAGACUAGAGGAAAUCCUUUCUGUUAUGAUUUCAAGAGUUUGAAAGAUCCUUCUUCAUGCAAUAACUAUUUCUUGGUAAUUUUCUUUGAUUUGUUCUUGCUGAUUAUGCUGUCAUUCACGAUGUUCCUGAAGUCUUCCUUGAGACCCUUUUGGAGUCAAGUAAGAUAUUCAAACUUGCAGCUAGUUUCUGCUAUAGCCAAUGGCUCUCUUGGUUUGUUGCAUUUAUGCUUAGGAAUUUGGGUUUUAGAGGAGACAUUAAGGAAAACUCACAAAACAUUUCCUCUUAAUUUGUGGUUGGUAGAAUUCUUUCAUGGACUCACAUGGUUGUUAGUAGGUUUAACUAUAAGUCUUCGGAAAAAACAACUUCGAAGAGCAUGGUUGUGGCUAUUUUCUAUUCUCGCAUUCUUUGCUUCUGGUAUAUUAUGUGUUUUAUCCAUGUCUUAUGCAAUUGAAAGAAGAGACUUGUCCCUCAAGGAAGCUUUAGAUGUUAUAACUUUUCCGGGAUCAACUUUGCUUUUGUUAUGUACUUACAAAGUAUGUAAACGUGAAGAUUGCGAUGCAGACCGAGAAACUUCUGAAAGGCUUUAUGUUCCCUUAAAUAGCGACUUCGAUGAUGUUUCUCAAUGUCAUGUCACGCCAUUUGCCAAAGCUGGAUUCUUUAGUAAGAUAUCAUUUUGGUGGUUGAAUCCAUUGAUUAAAAAGGGACAAGAAAAAACACUUCAAGAUGAGGAUAUCCCGAAGUUAGGAGAGUGUGAACGAGCAGAAAGUUGUUAUUUGUCAUUUGUAGAACAAUUAAGGAUACAAAGAGAAAAAGAAUCAUCAUCACAUUCAUCGGUAUUGUGGACGAUCAUAAUGUGCCACCGAAGAGAGAUUUUGAUAACAGGAUUCUUUGCUUUGCUCAAGAUACUUGCUAUAUCUUGCGGCCCUCUACUUCUGAAUGCUUUUAUAUUGGUUUCUGAGGGUAAUGAAAGUUUCAAAUAUGAAGGUUAUAUAUUGGCUAUAUCACUCUUCUUCAUAAAGAUCAUAGAAUCCUUAGCACAAAGACAAUGGUAUUUUCGCAGUAGAAUUGUUGGGAUGAAAGUUAGGUCACUACUUACGGCAAACAUUUAUAAAAAAACAUUAACGCUAUCCAAUUCUGCUAGAUUGAUUCACUCUGGUGGUGAGAUAAUGAAUUAUAUAACCGUGGAUGCAUAUAGAAUUGGAGAAUUUCCAUUCUGGUUUCACCAAACAUGGACAACGAUCCUCCAACUGUGUAUUGCGUUAGUAAUUCUUUUCCGAGCAAUUGGACUAGCAACAAUAGCUUCAAUGGUUGUGAUAGUUCUCACAGUGCUUUGCAACACUCCACUAGCAAAGUUACAACACAAGUUUCAGAGCGAACUUAUGGUGGCACAAGAUGAGAGAUUGAAGGCGAGUUCUGAGGCUCUUGUGAAUAUGAAAGUGCUAAAGUUAUAUGCAUGGGAAAACCAUUUUAAAAAUGCUAUAGAAAAGUUAAGAAAUGCGGAACUCAAAUUGAUAUCUGCAGUGCAAUUAAGUAAGGCGUACCUUCUCUUUCUCUUUUGGACCUCGCCGGUGUUGGUGUCUGCUGCUUCUUUUCUAGCAUGUUACUUCCUUAAAGUUCCUUUGCAUGCAAGUAAUGUUUUCACUUUUGUAGCAACUCUACGCCUAGUUCAAGAGCCAAUUACAGGUAUCCCGGAUGUAAUUACGGUGAUCAUUCAAGCAAAAGUUGCAUUUGCUCGGAUUAGUAAUUUCCUUGAGGCACCAGAACUACAGAAUGCAAAUUUAAAGAACAGGCGCUUUAAUGACAACCACAAAGGCUCAGUUUUAAUAAAAUCAGCCGACUUUUCAUGGGAAGGUAAUGUAUCAAAGCCAACACUAAGAAACAUAAAUUUGGACAUUAGACGCGGACAAAAGGUGGCUAUUUGUGGAGAAGUUGGCUCCGGAAAAUCAACACUUUUAGCAACAAUUCUAGGAGAAGUUCCUAAUACAAAGGGAACUAUUGGUGUAUAUGGGAAGUUUGCAUAUGUUUCUCAAACUGCAUGGAUCCAAACCGGUACAAUACGAGAAAAUAUUUUGUUUGGAUCUGAGUUGGAUGAUCAAAGAUAUCAAGAAACACUUCAAAGAUCUUCAUUGGUAACGGACCUUGAGUUGCUUCCAUAUGGUGACCUCACUGAAAUAGGCGAGAGAGGAGUUAAUUUAAGUGGAGGUCAGAAGCAGCGAAUUCAACUAGCUCGAGCUCUUUAUGAGAAUGCUGAUAUAUAUCUCUUGGAUGAUCCAUUCAGUGCCGUUGAUGCACAUACUGCAAAAAGUUUAUUUAAUGAAUAUAUCAUGGACGGACUCAAAGGAAAAACUGUCUUACUCGUGACUCAUCAAGUUGACUUCCUCCCAGCAUUUGAUACUGUUUUGUUGAUGUCAGACGGGGUAAUCCUACAAGCCGAUCCAUAUAACCAGCUAUUAACCACAAGCCGAGAAUUCCAAGAUCUUGUCAAUGCUCACAAGGAGACUGCUGGUUCAAACCAGCCUGUGAAUUUUACUUUUACACAAACUUCUAAAAAGGUUACACAAACUUUCGUGGAAAAGCAGAUUAUAGAAACAAAUGGAAAUCAAUUAAUUAAGCAAGAAGAAAGAGAGAAAGGAGACACAGGAUUGAAGCCUUACUUACAAUAUAUGAAUCAGAUGAAAGGCUAUAUAUUCUUCAUUGUGGCUUCACUUGGUCACCUUAUUUUUGUGGUUUGUCAGAUAUUGCAAAACUCAUGGAUGGCUGCUAAUGUUGACAAUCCCCGCAUCAGCACGUUGCAGUUGAUUUUAGUUUACUUCCUACUUGGAGUUUCAUCAGCAUUUUUCAUGUUAACCAGAAGUCUCUUUGUAGUUGCUUUGGGUCUUCAAUCUUCAAAGUACUUAUUUUUACAGUUGAUGAACUCUCUCUUUCGAGCACCGAUGUCUUUUUAUGACUCUACACCAUUGGGAAGGAUACUUAGUAGGGUUUCAUCUGAUCUGAGCAUUAUGGAUGUUGACGUCCCAUUUAGCCUCACAUUUGUGGUGGGAGCAACUAUGAAUGUUUGUUCUAGUCUCGGAGUUUUAGCAGUUGUCACUUGGCAAGUAUUGAUUGUGGCUAUACCAAUGGUUUGUGUUACAAUUCGCUUGCAGAGAUACUACUUUGCCUCAGCAAAAGAAGUGAUGCGGAUGAAUGGCACAACAAAAUCCUACUUAGCUAAUCACAUAGCUGAAACUGUUGCCGGAUCUGUGACAAUAAGGGCUUUUGAGGAGGAAGAUCGUUUUUUUGAGAAGAAUCUUGAUCUAAUCAACAUUAAUGCUAGUGCAUUUUUUCAUAAUUUUGCCUCAAAUGAGUGGUUGAUCCUACGGUUGGAAACAAUAAGUGCAGGUCUUCUUGCCUCAGCAGCGCUAUGCAUGGUCAUACUUCCAACAGGGACUUUCACCUCUGGAUUCAUUGGUAUGGCUCUAUCUUAUGGCCUUACACUAAAUUCUUCCUUAGUAUUUUCAAUUCAAAGUCAAUGCACUAUUGCAAGUCAGAUAAUAUCAGUAGAGAGGCUAAAUCAAUAUAUGCAUAUACAAAGUGAGGCCGAAGAAAUAGUCGAAGUAAAUCGUCCUCCUCUGAAUUGGCCAGUUGCAGGCAAAGUAGAAAUACAAGACUUGAAGAUACGAUACAGGCCCGAUGGACCACUUGUUCUUCAUGGAAUCACAUGCAUAUUUGAAGCAACUCACAAGAUUGGUAUCGUUGGCAGAACAGGCAGUGGGAAAUCCACUCUUAUUAGCGCUUUAUUUCGUCUUGUGGAACCGGAAGGAGGAAAAAUUGUAGUUGAUGGAAUAGACAUCUCAUCUAUUGGCCUUCAUGAUUUGAGGUCACGAUUUGGGAUUAUACCUCAAGAUCCUACCCUUUUUCACGGGACAGUAAGAUAUAACUUAGACCCUUUAUCUCAACACACUGAUAAAGAGAUAUGGGAGGUUCUCGGAAAGUGUCAAUUGCGAGAAGUUGUCCAAGAGAAAGACGAGGGCUUAAACUCGUCAGUUGUUGAAGAUGGAUCAAACUGGAGCAUGGGACAAAGGCAGUUAUUCUGUUUGGGGCGUGCUCUUUUGCGAAGAAGUAGGAUAUUGGUGUUGGACGAAGCAACUGCUUCAAUUGACAAUUCAACUGAUAUGAUUCUACAGAAAACCAUUAGAACCGAGUUUGCGGAUUGUACAGUGAUCACAGUAGCACACAGGAUACCGACCGUGAUGGAUUGCACUAUGGUUCUUGCAAUCAGUGAUGGAAAAUUGGCGGAGUAUGACGAGCCAAUGAGCUUAAUGAAGAGAGAAGAAUCGUUGUUCGGGAAGCUUGUCAAGGAAUACUGGUCUCAUUUUCAGUCUGCAGAAUCGCAUUAAUGUUCACAAUGAUUUUUUAUUCCAGCACUAUUGUACUUGCAAUAAGUCAAGAAAUUGAGUAGAUGUAAAAUCUGUUCUGUUAGGAGACCUGUGAAAUGGUUAAGGAUUUAGCAGAAUGUAUGAACUUUAUUGAAAGAUUGUUGUUUUACAAAGUUUGAGUUCUUGAUAAUGAAA